Apaloderma vittatum (bar-tailed trogon) is the source of this 717-nucleotide messenger RNA. RefSeq names its product proteasome maturation protein (gene POMP). The annotation marks the transcript as partial. The transcript has 3 exons. The record is from RefSeq and is a predicted model, not a curated record. Gene Ontology annotation, cellular component: cytoplasm; nucleus. NCBI's taxonomy places the organism in Eukaryota, Metazoa, Chordata, Aves, Trogoniformes, Trogonidae. Gene Ontology annotation, biological process: proteasome assembly.
UUCCAGUUAAAUCAAGAUAAAACGAACUUUGACACGCUGAGAAAUAUUCAAGGACUCCAUGCACCUUUAAAGCUGCAGAUGGAAUUCAGAGCAGUGAAACAGGUUCAGCGUCUCCCGUUUCUUCACAGCUCAAACUUAGCACUGGAUACUCUGAGGGGAAAUGAUGGAAGCAUUGGUUUUGAGGAUAUCCUUAAUGACCCUUCACAGAGUGAGAUUAUGGGAGAACCACACAUGAUGAUGGAAUACAAGCUUGGUUUAUUGUAACAAAAUGUACUCCCCCAAAAUGUUUUGUGCGUGUCUUUAUACUACAGAUCUAAAUACAUGAUACUAAAUUGACACUCACAGUGUUGAGCAGUCCUACAGUUAUCCUUUGCCUUCCUUGAUGAAAAGGCACAUUAAAUGUCUAAAGUCUAUACAUUGUUCUGUGCUUGUUGUCAAUCAUAUAAAUGUCCUGUAACUAGGUAGUUUAAAUAAUGUCUCUUCAUACACUGCUCAGGACAAUAGCUUCUUAACUAUGGAAAUGCUAUAUAUAUGUACAAGAAAUCAAAAAAAUACCCAUGCAUUUUAAAACUGAUUACUGUAGGUAAAUGCAUUUAAUGGAUGUUCUCGCAGAAGAACUUUUUACGGGGGAAAAGGAGGUAUUUUCCAUUGGGUAACUCUUUGUUCAUGAAAACUUCCAUACACUUUUUAAACUAUUGAAUAAAAGUUUGCUAUAAA